Molecule: messenger RNA, 1547 nt
Organism: Xiphophorus maculatus (southern platyfish)
Lineage: Eukaryota; Metazoa; Chordata; Actinopteri; Cyprinodontiformes; Poeciliidae
Exons: 4
Coding region: 125-1303 (392 amino acids)
Source: RefSeq, a predicted model, not a curated record
AUAAAAUAAAGCUCUUCAAUGUGCCACGCUCAUCAACAAGUGGACAAGUGGAGCAGAAAACCUCUGAACUGCAUCUGAUAAAGGGCACCUGGACCAGCGAAUUCAGCUGGCUGCAGAAAGGAAGAUGAAAGGCCUGUUCUGGGUGACUGUGGUCUUCUUCCUGUCUGUUGAAAACACCUCGGCUGCUGUAGACCAGAAAUGGCUUACAGAUAUUGUGCAAACCAUCAAGAAUAAGUAUCAGUUGGGUGACACUUCCAGUUGGGCUGUAAAUAUACCACAGAACCAAGAUCCAAGCCAUCUGAUGGAAGUUCUGCAGGAAGACCCACCAGAUGCAGUGAAAAUAGCAGUUUCAAAGAGUGACGUGUAUCAAGGCAAAAGAAUGACAGUAUCAACACAGUCAGUUGCAAUACCCCAUGUGUUAGAGAAAAUAAAAGUCAGCCAAACAGGAAACCAGGGCAACACCAUCAUAAUCUAUUCUGAAAAAUACCAAAAUAUAAAUGAGAAUGGCAUUGCUGCCAACAUUAACAAAAUCAUUCAUAGUUGGGGACGUUACGCCUUUGUAUUUUCCAAAGUAGUUGAUGUUGCUGAUGCUGGGAUACCUGCCAGGGCUGAGCUCUUUAAGCAGCAGGAACUUUCCAAAUUUGGGCUAGAAAAUAUAUUUCGUUGUUAUGAACCUGGUGGUUCUUUCCAGUGCACAAGCUGCGGCUCUGUUGAAAAUGUUGCUCCUUCUUGUCUUGUAAACACACCACCAUCAAAUGACGUCACAGAGUUGGAAAAACGCAGAUUUAAAGAAGCUAGAGGAGGUGGAAGAAAGAGGAGAGGAGGAAGACGUAGGAAAGGUGGCGAGGUGAAGGGAGGAGGAAGACGUAGGAAAGGUGGCAAGGUGAAGGGAGGAGGAAGACGUAGGAAAGGUGGCAAGGUGAAGGGAGGAGGAAGACGUAGGAAAGGUGGCAAGGUGCAGGGAGGAGGAAGACGUAGGAAAGGUGGCAAGGUGAAGGGAGGAGGAAGACGUAGGAAAGGUGGCAAGGUGAAGGGAGGAGGAAGACGUAGGAAAGGUGGCAAGGUGAAGGGAGGCGGAAGACGUAGGAAAGGUGGCAAGGUGAAGGGAGGAGGAAGACGUAGGAAAGGUGGCAAGGUGAAGGGAGGAGGAAGACGUAGGAAAGGUGGGGAGGUGAAGAGAGGAGGAAGGCGUAGGAAAGGUGGGGAGGUGAAGGGAGGAGGAGGAAGACAUUCAGGAGGCAAUGUGGGAACAGUAAGAACAUGUAAAAUGCGUAAGAAGGUGGGAGGAGGAAGUAGUAUUUAAGGUGGCAAUGUGGGAAAAGGAAGAAGACGUGCCAAAGGAGGCAAGAGGGAAAGAGGAGGAAGACGUGCAAAAGGUGGCAGGUCAGGAGGAAAAAGAGGAAGAUGUGGAAAAAUGUCAUAGGGUAAAAGGAAAAGGUCAUAUGAAAUAUGGUAGGGUGAAAACAGGCCAAAUAUCUAAAACCAGAAAAUAAGAACAAAAAGCUGUCAUGGGUUUUGAGGAUACAAUAAAGCAGCUUUGAAACCAA